Messenger RNA from Dreissena polymorpha, 2647 nucleotides. Its product is annotated as atypical kinase COQ8B, mitochondrial-like. NCBI's taxonomy places the organism in Eukaryota, Metazoa, Mollusca, Bivalvia, Myida, Dreissenidae. Gene Ontology annotation, molecular function: kinase activity. Gene Ontology annotation, cellular component: extrinsic component of mitochondrial inner membrane. Gene Ontology annotation, biological process: ubiquinone biosynthetic process. The transcript is spliced from 14 exons. Bases 177 to 2243 code for a protein of 688 amino acids. The record is from RefSeq and is a predicted model, not a curated record.
ACCUUUACCUUCCUGCAGCCGAAAACAACACCGAGUUCAUCCGUAGGUUACACAAAACAUGGGUGUUUCAUAAGCAUUUCUCACGUUGAACUGCACGAACGGCACGUAAUUAAUUAUGUAACCUUUGUGUUUGUGGUACAUUAAAUACUCCGAACUCGGUGCAUGAAGUGCGCAAAAUGGCAGGUCGUAGUGAUUUGGCAGGAUUUAUUAAAGGACUUGCAUUGAUUCGACAAGCACUUGUUGAAACAAGUGGAAGGGAUUUAAAACAUGCAUGGGAAAACUCCAGUGUGAAAACUGCUGCUAAACAAGCAGGCAUAAAACUUCAGGAAAACUUGGCUAAUGCACAAGCUCCCAAUGUCGGCGAAAUUACAAAAAAGGUUAGCGACACAGUGACCCUUGCGUACACACAGGCAGCAGCUGCGGCUAGUGUCUUACAGAACAAAGGCAAGGGGACAACAAUACCACCACCCAGCUCUUUCGUUGGCAGUGAUUUUGACAUAUCUAGUCCUGUGAUUGACAGUGACCCAAUACUGAAGCCAGAUGUAUCAGGAACACAAGAUAAACAAGCUACUGACCAAAAAGAUCUGAAUGUUUUACGGUCAACAGUUGCAACGGCCACUGCUGCUAGUAAACCUGUGGAACCUUCUAUUAAACAACAAAUGACUACUUUAAGUAAUGCAAUAAAUAUUGACAUACCAAAAGUGGCUGUAAAGACUGAUCUGAAACCUGAAGUGUCAACGCAGAUUCCACAAAAGCAGUCAAAAAAGCAGAAGUCCAAGACCAGUAUUUCUAGUCUGGACCUGGAGAAACGGAAAGAGAUACUGAGCAGCUUCAAACCUGGGUUGAGUGUUUCAUCACAGGAGAGAAAGGUACCGUCUUCAAGGAUAGGUCGGGUCUAUACAUUUGGAAAGAUGGCUGGAAGUCUUGGACUUGGUGCAAUGACUGAGUUCACUAAGCAGUCACUAGGACUAGGUGACAAAGACGACAAAGGCAAGAAUGUGCUCCUGAGUGAGGCCAACAUGAACAUGAUUGUUGACACGCUGUGUCGUGUCCGUGGGGCUGCCCUCAAGCUGGGACAGAUGCUCAGUCUUCAAGACGAGUCCAUGAUAAGUCCAGAGUUGCAGAAAAUAAUGGAGCGUGUUCGUCAGAGUGCAGACUACAUGCCCAUAUGGCAGAUGGAGCGGGUGAUGAAGAAAGAGUUUGGAGAUGACUGGCGAAGCAAGGUAAUGAGUUUCGAUGAUAAACCAUUUGCAGCCGCAUCCAUUGGUCAAGUGCAUCGGGCUAUUAAGCUAGAUGGCAAGAAUGUAGCAAUGAAAAUACAGUAUCCAGGAGUUGCCAAGAGCAUUGACAGUGACAUCAACAACCUGAUGUCCAUACUGAAUGUCUGGAACUUCAUUCCAAAAGGUCUGUAUGUAGACAGUGUGAUCAAAGUGGCUAAGAAGGAACUGGCCUGGGAGGUGGACUAUCUCAGGGAAGCAGAAUGUAGCGAGAAGUUCAGAGAGCUUCUGAAGGACGACCCGUCAUACUACAUCCCGGCUGUAUCCCAUGAGUUGACAACCAGUCAGGUGCUCACCACAGAGUAUGUUGAGGGGCUGCCUCUGGACAAGUGCAUGCAGCUGGACCAGGAAACCAGAGACUGGCUCGGCAUGAAGCUACUGGAGUUGUGUCUGCGGGAGCUGUUUGAGUUCAAGUUCAUGCAGACAGACCCCAACUGGUCUAACUUCUUCUACAAUCCUGCCACAGAAAAGAUUGUGUUGCUAGAUUUCGGUGCCACUCGUGAGUUCUCUGCCAAGUUUGUGGACACAUACAUACGCAUCAUCCGUGCCGCAGCGGACAAUGAUCGCCAAGGCGUACUGGUGCACUCCAGAGAGUGCGGCUUCCUUACCGGCUAUGAGACCAAGGAAAUGGAGCGAGCCCAUGUGGACUCUGUGAUGAUCCUAGGAGAGGCCUUCCACUGCAAUGGACCAUUUGACUUCCACAACCAGAACACGACCCAUCGGAUACACAACCUCAUUCCUGUCAUGAUGAAUCACCGGCUCACCCCACCACCGGAGGAGACGUACAGUCUACAUAGGAAAAUGGCGGGAAGCUUUUUGCUAUGCACGAAACUGAAGGCGAAUGUGGACUGUCGUGCGCUAUUUGAGCCGCUCUUUGAGAAAUACAGAUGGAGUACAGAUGGGGUUUCGGAAAGUGCAGCAACAUCCGCUCAAGUGCCUGGUGUAGGGGAUUUGGCGUUGGUCUGAUAAACUGAUGGGUCCGAGUUUGUCAUGGUGUAUAUGAACUGGAAACUGAUGGGUCCGAGUUUGUCAUGGUGUAUAUGAACUGGAAGUAUAUGUAUGUCACUGUACUGCUGGAGUUUAGAUGAAAUGUUACUAGUGUGGGUGUGAUGGUUGUUAUAUUAGCAGUAGUGCAAGAUCUAACAUAAGUAAAAAGUGAAGAGUACGCGCAUGAUACGUUUAUCUGGAAGCGGUAUAGCUCGUUUUGUUAUAUGAAUUUAUCUUACUGUAAAAAAUAAAAAUAUCUGUCCUUGCAGUUAUCAUUAUUGUCAACUUAAUACAUGUAUAUGUUUUAUCGAAAAUCUGGCAGUGUUUGUAAGUGGAUUAUUUAUGUAUUUAGUACUAUUAUGAAUAAAGCUUUUUAUUUCGUU